Diprion similis is the source of this 1628-nucleotide messenger RNA. It is a transcript of the gene Fa2h, whose product is annotated as fatty acid 2-hydroxylase. The record is from RefSeq and is a predicted model, not a curated record. NCBI's taxonomy places the organism in Eukaryota, Metazoa, Arthropoda, Insecta, Hymenoptera, Diprionidae. The coding region runs from base 16 to 1158 and encodes 380 amino acids. The transcript is spliced from 6 exons. Gene Ontology annotation, molecular function: fatty acid 2-hydroxylase activity; iron ion binding. Gene Ontology annotation, biological process: lipid biosynthetic process; fatty acid metabolic process. Gene Ontology annotation, cellular component: endoplasmic reticulum; membrane.
UUUCAUGAAAUAAUCAUGGGUAACGAGUCCUUAACUGACCGAGAUUCGUUCACUGCCUCCACCGAUGAAGGUUUUAUCCUCCUUGGCGAAACCCCAGUUGUCUGUAAUCAAGGCCAGGAAACGGAUACCCGAAUGGUUGAAAAAUCGGAAAGUCAUGUGGAACCGGAAGUUAUGCCACACGAUGAAAUAACCAGAGUUUAUCAGACGGAUAAUGGCACUCAAGAUGCUGACGGAUUCAUGGUGAAAUAUAAGGGAAGAAGGUACGACAUCCAGAACCUUCUAAAAAAACAUCCAGGUGGAAGCAGGAUUCUAAAACCAUAUAAGGGCUUGAACAUCGAUGAAGCGAUGGUUACGAACUCUCAUUCCAUCGCAGCCUUCCAUUUCUUUGAGGAAUUCGUACAAAGUAAUCAAGAGGCAUACCAAGAAAUCGAAAGGCUGGUCGACUGGAAUGCCCCACUGUUGUCGCAGGUCGGCUCUCUAGGGGAUCGUUACUGGGAAUGGGUGAAUCUACCAGUGAACAGGCCCAUCCGUCUCUUCGCAUCAAACGACCUCGAACGUCUCACAGUCACCCCAUGGUACAUGGUACCCGCUGUCUGGAUCCCAAUAAUUUUUUUCUUUCUAUAUCGGGGCUGCUCGAUAGAUCUCAAAGGAAAUUUUGUCGAUUCCAUGCCGCAAAUUUCAUUUGCCAUUAGUUGGGGCUUCCUCUUGUGGACUUUCCUUGAAUACACGCUACAUCGGAAGCUGUUUCAUAUGAAACCCCCAGCGGACUCAAGGAUUCUCAUAACUCUACAUUUUCUUCUGCAUGGUCUCCACCAUAAAGCGCCGUUUGAUGACCAGAGACUGGUAUUUCCCCCCGCCCCUGCGGUGCUGUUAGCCCUUAUCUUGUAUACUGCUUACGGGAUGGUGUUUCCUGUUGCGAUGAUGAACUUCGCAGCAGGGGGAAUCGCAAUCGGCUACUUGUGCUACGACAUGACGCACUACUACUUACAUUACGGAUCGCCAAAAGCUGAAACUUAUAUGUACGUGAUGAAGAGGUAUCACAACUAUCACCACUUUUCACAUCACGACGAAGGUUUCGGUAUAAGCAGCAGACUGUGGGAUUACGUUUUCGGCACGGUUAUAACGUUGAGAAAUUUGAAAAAGGCGAUCGAAUGGUAAAGUUCAAGCAAUACUGUGCUGAUGAACGUAAAAUUUUAUUCUAUUUUUAAUACAAUUCUGUGUAUCCAUUAUUAUUAUAAUAAUAAAGCUAAUGGUAAAAAUAAUAUAUUUUCAUCGUAUUACUAGAAGAUUAAUGAUAAAUCGGAAAACAAGUAGGGAAUAAAUAAUGUAUUUAAGAUUUAUGUACAUCAUUAUGCAACACGAUUUUCAAUACAAAAAAUAAUAUAUUUUAUUAAAUUAAUAUCAGUAUGAGAUUUUUUUAAGUACAUGUAUUAAGGAACAUGUGUCAUGAAAAAAUAAUUUAAAAGUUUAAUUAGUAUGUAUAUUCUUUGUGUUUAAUAUAUUGUAUACUAUGUAUACGAAGUUUUAGAGAGAGAUUAUUACUUUCAGAAUAAAUUAAUUAAGUACCGCAGUGUUUCACGUACAUUAAUAACUCGAAUUGACACGCAGCCUGAUACAUUUUCAGCCAU